This is a messenger RNA of Impatiens glandulifera, 1686 nucleotides long. RefSeq names its product pentatricopeptide repeat-containing protein At1g12775, mitochondrial-like. Gene Ontology annotation, molecular function: protein binding. NCBI's taxonomy places the organism in Eukaryota, Viridiplantae, Streptophyta, Magnoliopsida, Ericales, Balsaminaceae. The transcript has a single exon. Bases 115 to 1686 code for a protein of 523 amino acids. The record is from RefSeq and is a predicted model, not a curated record.
UCUCCAUAGUCCAUUCCAUCGUCUUCCCGGCGGCGGUAAACCACAAAAGCUACCGAUCUCCGAUUAUCAAUGAAGAAACACUGCAGUUUCAUGGUUUAUCCUUUAUGAAAAAAAAUGAAUCACAGUCAAUUAGGGAAAUUCAUUUUGGAGAUAUCAAAAUCAAAAUUAGGGUUUCCAAAGCUCGAUGACGCUCUUUCUCUAUUCAAUCAAAUGGUACGUAUGCGGCCGUUGCCCCCUGUUAUCCGUUUCAAUCAAUUAUUGAGAGCAUUAUUCAGAAUGAAGGAGUAUUCUGUUUCCAUUUCCCUAUUUAAAGAUAUGUGUUUCAAAGGACUCCCCACUGACCAAUAUACCAUGUCCACUGCAAUGAAUUGCUUCUGCAGAUUGAAACAGGUCAAUGCUGGAUCUACUAUAUUAGGAUUCUUAAUCAAGCGAAGGUAUAUCAUUGAUUCCACUUUCUUCAAUAUUUUGAUAAAUGGUCUCAUUCUUGAAGGUAGAACUGCUGAAGCCAUUGAUUUGUUCAAGAAGCUGGUUAUUGAAGAAGACGUUGAUAGCAAAACUUACAAUGAGAUAACUUUUGGGAUUGCCAUUAAAGCUCUUUGCAAGUCUAAUAACUCGAAAGGAGCUGUAGAGCUACUCAACAAUAUGCAUAACUAUGGAUGUAAACCUAAUCUUGUGGCUUACAACACAUUAAUUGACAGUCUAUGUAAGGAUGGGUUUUUGGAUGAUGCUUUCAUUCUCUUAUCACAAAUGAAAAGUAGAGAAGAAGAAGAAGGUAUUAUUACACCAGAUGUGAUUACAUACACUUGUUUGAUUUCCGGUUUAUGCAAUGUUGGUAGGUGGGAUGAUGCCAAAACGACGUUUCUAGAAAUGAACAAUGAGGGAAUUUCUCCAAAUGAUGUUACUUUCAGCAUACUGGUGAAUGCACUUUGUAAAGAGGGUAAUAUGAAAGCAGCUCAGGAAAUCAUGAUGAAAUGUGGGCAUUGUCGCAAUGUUUUCACAUACACCACGUUGAUUGAUGGUUAUAUUACUCAAGGCGAAAUGGGUAAAGCACUUCAAUUACUCACUUCCAUGAUCAAAGACGGUAUAGAGCCUAAUAUUGUCACAUAUGGAACCUUGAUCCACGGCUAUACCACUGUCAGGUUGAAACUAGAUAAAGCUCUGCAUCUCUUUCGUCAAAUGUCAUCUAAAGGAUUGAAACCGAAUAUUCAGAUAUACAAUAUAUUGAUUCAGGGAUUGUUUUAUUCUGGUAACUGUUUUCUUGCAAGAAAACUUUGGAAAGAAUUACAUGUUUCUGGUCUCAGACCUGAUAUCUGCACUUAUAGAGUGCUGCUAAACGGGUUAUGUAGAAACGGUUUCCAUACUGAAGCAUUGUCGUUUUUCCUUGAGAUGAAAACUGUUGAAACAAUGAGUUUGGAUAUCCAAUGCCAUGGCAUUAUUGUUAACAUGUUUUGCAAAGAAGGGAGGAUGGUAAGAGGUUUUCUCCAACAUAAUGAAUUUGGAGAAGUAAUGAGAUUUCUAAAGGAGAUGUUUAGUAAGGGAUUCUCAUUAGAUGUAACUACUCUUCAGUUGUUUGUCAAUUUACUUUCAGCUGAUAGGAUUGAUGAUGAUUAUGACAAUGUUGUUAUUCAAGAUCUUUUCAAAGUACUAAUAGAUACUGACAUUUCUGAAAUUUGGAGUUGUCAAUGA